AUGGAGGUGGCAGUAUUAUGGUUUGGGCCUGCUUUGCUACCUUUGGCCCAAGAUGGCUUGCUAUCAUUGAAAAACUAUAAACUAGGGAAUAAUUUACCAACAGAUUUGGAUGGAAAAAUAUCAGGAAAAAAGGGGGAGACAAUACAAACAAAAACAUAUUUAUUGUAUCUUGAAUCCUUAUUCAGGGGAUAUUUUCUAAUUUUUCUUGCAGAAUCAUCUUGGUGUUAUGAAGUCCAAGUAUGUUCAACUGGUUGUAAAGGCCCCAGGAACUGGAAACAUAUUUAUUCUGAAUGUGGUGGGUCACAGCAAUCUCCAGUUAACAUUAUGACGAAGAAUACAACAUAUAAUUCUUUGCUGAGGCCUUUUCAGUUUAAAGGCUACAAUGUGACACAUGCCUUGCCCAUUACAAAUAAUGGGCAUUCUGCGCAAGUUGAUCUACCAACAGAUGCCCAAAUUUCAGGAGGAGGACUUGUGGGAGUUUAUGAAGCUAAACAACUCCACUUUCACUGGGGUAGUGCAGACAUUGCUGGAUCUGAACACACAAUAGAUGGUGAAAGAUACCUAAUGGAGCUUCAUGUAGUUCACAGAAGGAAAGCCAUAAAAGAAGAAAAUAUUAGUAUCAGCAAAGGAGAUAUGGCUGUUCUCGGAUUCUUUUUUGAAGUAAGUCCAUAUUUUGUUCAUUUAAAUCAAACCAAAUCAUUUCCAAACUGCGGCCAAGACUAUAUUGUAAGAUUUUUCCUUAAAUGA
Messenger RNA from Xenopus laevis (African clawed frog), 747 nucleotides. RefSeq names its product carbonic anhydrase 4-like. The transcript has 5 exons. NCBI's taxonomy places the organism in Eukaryota, Metazoa, Chordata, Amphibia, Anura, Pipidae. The record is from RefSeq and is a predicted model, not a curated record. Bases 1 to 747 code for a protein of 248 amino acids.